GCUGACGUAAAGUCAAACACGGCUGUUGCCUGUCGCUCACGCCACCACCAUCCCCACCUAAUUCGGCCCUAUCUCCUCUUCUUCAUCUUCCUCCAUUUCCCAUUUGCUCUUCCACUUCCCCCAAAAUUUCCCGAUCCUUCCCUCAAGUCUCAACCAUGGCUUCCGCUCCCUCUCUCAAAAUUCCCAACCCCUCCUCUCCCGCCGCCUCCGCCACGAGUAGAGACCGUCGCCAUCUUCUCGUCACCAUCCCUUCCACGGUGGCCUCACCGACCUCCCCUCGUCGUAGAUCCGCCUCCCUCGCAGUCGCCUUCGCCGCCGCAUCUGCUAGCGCCGCCUCCAUCAACGGCGGCGGCGUCCCCAAGAUCAACGGCCACCCCCGGAUCAACGGCUUCGAACCCGCCGCCGGCCUCCGCGUAGCCUUCCAGGGCGCCCCCGGCGCCUACUCCGAGUUCGCCGCCAAGACCGCCCUUCUGGGCUGCGACACCCUCCCCUGCCGCGCCUUCGCGGACGCCAUCUCUGCCGUCGAGCGCGGCCUCGCCGACCGUGCCAUCCUCCCCGUUGAGAGCACCAUGGAAGGCGCCGCCCUCCGCAACUACGAUCUCCUCCUCCGGCACGACCUCCGCGUCGUCCAGGAGAUCAGCCUCUUCGUUAACUACUGCCUCCUCGCCAUGCCUGGCGUCAGCCCCGCCGAGGUCCGCCGUGUCAUCAGUCACCCCGUGGCCCUUGCCCACUGCGGCCGCGCCCUCGCCCAGCUCGGCCUCCACCGCUGCGAGCCCGUCGAGGACACUGCCGGCGCCGUUGAGAUGCUCCGCUCCAACCGCCUCCUGGACACCGCCGCCAUCGCCUCCCCCCGCGCUGCCCUCCUGUACGGCCUCGAUGUCCUCGCCCAUGGCGUCCAGGAUGAAUCCUGGAACGUCACCCGCUUCCUCCUCCUCGCCGCCCCCACGUCCCUCGCCGCCGCCGGCGCGGCCGUCCACCCCAAGCAGACCCCAUUAAAAACCUCUAUGGUCGUCGCGCACCGGGGCGGCUCCAUGGUGGUCCUCCUCAAGGUGCUCUCCGCCUUCUCCAGACGGAAUAUCAACCUGACAAAGCUGGAGGUGAUCAACUCCUCCUCCAAGGAGGACAAGGCACCGGUGUUUAUUCUGGACGUGAAGGCGAAGGGGACGCUCCGGGCGUUCCCUCACGUUCUAUACGUGGACUUCGAGGGCUCGACGGAGGACCCAAAGGCCAUGGAGGCCAUUGACGAGAUCUCGCAGACCGCCGAACUCGUGAGGAUCUUGGGAUGCUACGCCGCCGAUCCUAAUGUCUACGACCUUCACUAGCGGAGCGUUCGGUGCGCAUCCUUACCUGCAGCAGCACAGGAAAGCGUCUUCUCUCCUCUCCCCUCCCGUCCUCUUCUCAGUAUGGUUGUACAUAAUACGCCUGUUCCCGUUGUGUAAUUCGACUACCUUCCGUCCAUUACUAUUUCAGUUAACACCUGCUCGUUCAUCUUCCUGAGCUUGAUGGAGGACUGAUCGAUAAGCAGGUACUCUGCCGAAUCAAGUUUGCUUCUUGCUAAGUUGUAUCGUUUGUUCCCACCACGAAAGUAGCAUCUUCCUUGUAAGGUAUGUCUUUCUGAUUGUAGUUCACAUCUUUGAUGCAGUGUACUUAAAGAAUCAUGUAUCAGCUGAAAAUUUGUAAGACAAAUAAGGAAUAAUAGAUGUAGUCUCUUGCUUUCUUAUUAAGAGUCUUGGAAUAUGACUACUCCUCA
Messenger RNA from Musa acuminata subsp. malaccensis (wild Malaysian banana), 1750 nucleotides. RefSeq names its product arogenate dehydratase 3-like. Gene Ontology annotation, molecular function: arogenate dehydratase activity; prephenate dehydratase activity. Lineage: Eukaryota; Viridiplantae; Streptophyta; Magnoliopsida; Zingiberales; Musaceae. The record is from RefSeq and is a predicted model, not a curated record. Gene Ontology annotation, biological process: L-phenylalanine biosynthetic process. Gene Ontology annotation, cellular component: cytoplasm; chloroplast.